CAUGCACGGCAGUCACAUUGUGGCCGCGCGCCGGGUCGCACGUGUUUCGCGUUAUGGUGUCCGUAGGGCCGUGGCGGCGCCGCGCGCCGGACGACGACGACCGGUCGGAGCCCGGGGCUUCCAGCUCCGGCGUGCCGCGCGCCCCGCCGAAUUGCGCGCGUUGCCGCAACCACCGGCUCAAAGUGGAGCUGAAGGGGCACAAGCGCUAUUGCAAGUACCGGUACUGCAACUGCGAGAAGUGUAGACUGACGGCCGACAGGCAGAGGGUGAUGGCGCUGCAGACGGCGCUGCGGCGCGCUCAGGCUCAGGACGAAGCUAGAGCGCGAGCGUCGGACUCGGGGCUCCACCCUCCGGGGAUCGAGUUAGAUCGGCCUGAGCCUCCUGUUGUGAAAGCGCCGAGGAGUCCCGUGAUCCCGCCGCCGCCGCCGCGCUCCAUGGGAUCGGCGAGCUGCGACUCCGUUCCGGGAUCGCCCGGGGUAUCGCCGUAUGCGCCGCACCCGCCGUCCGCGCCUCCUCCGCCGAUGCCGCCGCUCCCGCCUCCGCAACCAGUUGCUCUGGACUCCUUGGUAGAAAACUGCCACAAGCUGCUGGAAAAAUUCCACUACAGCUGGGAGAUGAUGCCUCUCGUGCUGGUCAUCCUUAACUAUGCCGGCUCCGAUCUGGAGGAGGCCUCGCGGAAGAUUGAUGAAGCCUCCUGGGUGGUGCACCAGUGGCGGCUGUACGAGCGCUCGCUGUGCUCGCUGCUGGAGCUGCAAGCGCGCAAAGAGUCGUUUUGCUGCUCGCCGCGCUACGUGCUGUCGCGCGAGUACGCGCCGCACCUGCCCGUGCCGCUCAUGCGCUCGCCGCCGCCAGCGCACUUGUAGCCCCACACUGCGCCGCGACAGACGGCGCACGAGCCCACUGAACCAUCUACUUCGGCCAAACCCGAGUAGGCCCGACGCCGACCCGAGCCUGACCCGAGAGGACCCGAGCAGACCAGAGUGGGCUAUUCCGGACUUUACCUAGUUUUAUAUGUGCUAUACGUGUUAACACGCAUAUUUGUAUAUUAUCACGGACAUUAAGUUAAAAUUGGAGAGUGGUUACCUUAUGUUGGGAUCCCGGUCCUUGAUUAAUUAUUCCCAGAUAUAUUAAGAAAACCAGUGAAUACUUUGCCGGGGCUGUUGUUAAGCAACCAUGAAAAUGAUGGUAUUUAAUGUGGACAUGUUGCAGCGAGAAAUUUCAUAUUAUCGGUGAUUAAAUUAAACCACACUGUGGUUUGGCAGAAAACCACAUUUGUAAAAUUGAUUAAAUAUUUAAAAAAGGAAGUAACUAUAAGAGCAUUUUCACAUUGUCUGAUCCGGUAUCGGAUGUAGGAUCCCACAUCCGCAAUGUCGGGCCGCGGGGUGUAGGUAAAUUGCAACGGCGCGCCGAGCCUGCUUUAGCCGUCACGCACACUACAGGAAACAUUAUGCCUAGUGCCUACACAUACGCGCACAAGAAAAAAUUGUCAGUCCGACAUGUUUGAAAUUAUCGGAAGUGCCAAUCUAAUAUCGGAUGGCCCCAGAUGAAAAAGACAGCUGCUAGAGAGUGCCCUGUGGCAUGCAGUGCGCCUUUUUUUUAGCCAUAAAGUCGCUAAGGUAUUUUUUAGCAUUUAAACACAUAAUAUGUCUUAUAUUUUACUUCCAACCGAUAUCCGAUAUACUCGUAGGAUUAGACAAUGUGAAAACGCUCUUAAUGGUGCGGUGAAGUACGGCUCAGUUAGCAAUUUUACGACGAGCCGAAGGCGAGAUACGUGGUAUUGAAAAUUAGGUAUAAGGUACGGUCAACACUGUAGUUAUUAACAAAACGCCCUUUAGAAAAGGUUGUUGUUAAUAGUUGACGGCCUAGUUUCUAGAAUUCAUAGAACAAACAAGCGCAGUUUUAGAAAAUAUUUUCUGUAUCAGUAAUUAAAAUAGUUAUUUGUUAUACAAGGGUGCAAAGUAGUAUUUUACCCGCGAAUGUGGAAUGUAAACACGAGCAAGCGAAAGGAUUCUAUAGUUGAACCAAGAGCGAAGCGAGUGGUUCUAAAAUAGAAUCCUGAGCGUAGCGAGUGUUUCAACACACGAGAAAAUACAUUUGCACCCGUGUGUAACACAAAACUUUUCCCCUCACUAUACCGAGGAAAGUGCAACAUCCACAGGCGUUAGGUCAUCUUCAUCACUGGAAUCACUUAUUUUUGUACGAUAUUAUAACAGAAAACACUGGAAAUUCUGAUUUUUACGUGAGUCGGUGAGAAGUGUUUUUAAGUAAAAAUUUUGUUGACAAUGUUGACAUUUCUGUUCUGACGUAUGAAAUGUCAACGAUGCGUUUUGAAAUUGCAUCGACUCAACUUGUGCGUUCAGAAUUAUAUUUAACAUCAUUAUAAAAAAUCUAACUUUUCUUAUGGAAUUUUAAGGUUUAUGACUUAAAAUUAUUAAAUAAAGCUAAAUUUGGUAUUUUUUAUUAGAUUCUCAAACCAUUUAUUUAAUGAUAAUUAAUAUCGAAUGAACCAUUAUUAUGAGCGUUUUACGUUUUGUUAUCUGUCAAGCUACUUAAACACGCUCCAUUCAAGGUCAAAUUACUUUCCCCACUAGUGGAUAAAAUGCGUUUUCCCCCGCUUGUUUUAAAGGAUAAAAGACGGCUUUCCGAGCUAGUGAGGGGAAAAAUAUAUACAUAAUUACGUUCAAGGAAUAUUUAAAAGUACCUAACUCAAUUCAAAAAAAGAACGUGGUUUGCCAACCACAGCGUGGGAUACAGUAUUAUCACCGAUUGUAUGAACUAUUCAAUGGUUGUCUUUCCGAGUCGGUGGAAAACUACGCGAAUUGCGAGUAAAGAGAACAUUAAAGGCCUGUGCACACCGGCUGCGUGUGCGUAGACAUGCACAUGCACGUGCGCGUUGUAAUCUACAGAUCUUUAUGAGAGACGGCACACCGCUUGCGUGACGUGUGCGUGCACGGCUCCAACAUAUUUGCGCACGCACUGCACCUCUACACACACGCAGCCUCAGUGUGCUCUGGCCUCAAUACCAUGUUAACCUUUUGGACGCCAAUGACCGAUAUAUACGCACCGUAGGUUCAACGCCAAAGACCGAUUAAUCGGUCAUAGACCACAAAGCAACAUAGACCUACAUGCAUAUGCACAAAGUUCAAUUUCAGUUUUGACACUUCGGUAACGUGGCGUCUGGAUGACAGCUUUUGUGUUUGACACGGCGUCGAAAAGGUUAAAUUUUCUAUAGUAUUUUUUUUAUAGCAACACAAUGUCGAGACACCUGUCAAACUUACAUUAACUACUUUUUCCAAUUCGUAAAUAUAAUACGGCGACCACCAGUUUGAUACUGACAUAUUCGCGUGUGCGUAAUUUACUUUCUUUGCAUUUCGCUCGUACUCGCAUAUGGGCGAAUAUGCCAGUUUGGCACUGCUAAAGCCCGGUUCACAUUUGUCUGUCGUGUCGUGUUGUGUUGUGUCGUGACGCAUAUCGGUUUCGUACAUUUAAUAUGAUUGCGUGCACAUUUAUCUGACGCAGCGUGCAUUAGACAAAUGUGAACGCAACCAUAUUAAAUGUAUGAAACCGAUAUGCGUCACGACACAACACGACACGACAGACAAAUGUAAACCGGGCUUAAGGCAGUCGUGGUUAGCCCAUGUAUUGUAUUUUUGUUAUAGCAACAACAAAAGGUACAACCUUUUCACGAAACUUGUUCACGAAUUAGAAACGGAAAUCUGCAUGGUUUCGGGUAAUAAGUGUUGAAUUUGUGUUAUGUUUGUCACAUUAUUUUAGGUCUUAAUACCAUACCAAUCAAAGAAGUGGAGCCAACAACAAUAAUGAUUUCUUUUAAAUGUUUAGUUCUUAUGAAAUUAUCGGGAAAGUCGAAGUAUACAAAUCGAUCGAUGAAAUGUUUACAACCGAUAAGUAACUUACCCACAUACUAUUUAUAUUGAUGAAAUCUAAACCCUAUUUAAUCUAAUAUUUCAUGUUAAAUGCAUUGUUUUAUCAUAAAUACAUGAAAUUCAACAAGUUUCACUACAAAAAAGAUUACAUAAAUCACAUACAAACAUGAACCCUGAACAAGUGAACAUAUUACACUCCAUUUUGGGAUAGUCGUGUAAAAAAUUAUAGAAUGUACAUAUUUCCUCUACAUUAUUUGUGUUUAUAAAAGAAGAAACUCUAAAAACCGUACACUGAAAACAAUAUGAACCGAACUCGUUGAGUACUUAAUUCAAAAAAUAUACGAGUAUCAACUUAAUUUUGCUCAAUAUCCUAAAAUCUAUUCUGUAACAGUGUUAACUUAAGCCCGGUUCACAUUUGUCUGUCGUGUCGUGUUAUGUUGUGUCGUGACGCAUAUCGGUUUCAUACAUUUAAUAUGAUUGCGUGCACAUUUGUCUGACGCAGUGUGCAUCAGACACAUCACUAUCAUCAACAUCAGACAAAUGUGAACGCAACCAUAUUGAAUGUAUGAAACCGAUAUGCGUCACCACACAACACAACACGACAGACAAAUGUGAACCGGGCUUUAGUUCGCAAGUCCCAUUUUGUGUAAGUUUAGUAACAAAAUAUACAUUAUUACUGUUAUUCAUACAUUUCUUUCAGUGUAGUUUUUACCGAGAUGCACCACAACAUACAAGGUGUAACAAAAAUAAAGGGGGUCCGUUUAAGGGCAUAUUCGAUAUGGUGUUCUGAUAAGGAAAAAUUAGAAGCCUUCCAAGCCGGCAAAACCCUCCAUACAAAGGCCAACGAUAUUUAGCUAAAAUAAAUGUUUCUUCUACUUUUUCCUGAUCAGAACAUGGUACCGAAUAUGUCCUUAACCCGUGUAGCGCCCUAGUAUCACACGUGUUAUAAUAGUUAGUAUAGGAGUUCCAUACUACUGUGAUACAGGGCCACGAGUUAAACGGAUCCCCACUAUUUAUUGUCAUCGUAUAGAUCUUACUCCAGCCAAGAGCCGUUAAGCAAUUAAUAUAGCCAUUCCACACCCCUAAUGUAAUAUAUAAAGCAUUAAAUAGGGGUUGGAACGGGCGGGACCCGAUACGCUCCUCCCACUUGUAGUCCGCUUAAAUGUAGUGCCAACAAUAAUCCAGCUUGAUUUUAGAAUAGCCAUUUGAGUGAAUUGUAAGAUUGUGAGAAAAAAUUUCUUUCUAAUAUGUGGAACUAUCCCUUUCGGCUAUUUAGGGUGGUCGUGCACGCAAAGGGACGUCAAGUUGUGCCAACCCUAAUAAUUGCUCGGAGCAAUGCUGAGCCGAACGGAGCCGAGUUUUCCCGAAGCGAGGAGUUUCGCACCCCUGACAAUACUAACAAAUAGUUGAAGGUAUUAAAAAAUGUAUUCUCUAACGAAAGAAAAUACUACUCGUAAAUGCCACAAAUCAUUCCAUCCAGUGUCGUCCCUUUUUGUAGUGUUUUAAGAAACACACUUUUUUGCCACCUUUUACCUUUGGCGUGUAUUCGUGUUUAUUUUUAACUGACUUCCAAAAAAGGAGACAAUUUUUUAUGGAACCGCAUUGAGAUCUUCUUUUAUUCGCACAACACAGUUUUAAAUGAACACACAAACUAAAAAAAGAUAAGCGGUCUGUUUAAAUAUAGUUUCGAAAUCGUUUCCCUAACUUAGGGAAGCCUAGGGAAAUUGGAGCCUAUUAAGAAUAAUGUAAUCAAUGUUAUGUUAGCUAUGUUGUCUGUCUACAGCGAGACAGUUAUUUCAUUUCAAAGUUUGAUGUAUACAUGGGCGCCUAUUUUAUAAUUUUAUACACUUUUCUGCAAACUAAACUUAGACAGGCUUUAAAGAAUCUGAAUAAUUUAAUCAUUAUUGUACAUUUUUAGAUUGGUGUGGUACAAUGCUUAGGUACCUAAUACAUGGCGAAACUGUCAAAUGUGAAUCGUUACUGUGUCCAACGUUAUAUAUAUUAUGAAUUUAUGAUCUCUGAUUGAAAAAAUUUGUUUUUUUUUUAAAGUACUGAUGUAUGUAAUUUAAGGAAAUUUUGAAAGAUAUUUUAAUAGUUAUUAUUUUUAUAGAAGUAGGCGACUAGUCAAAAUUUGGACUAUAAACCAUGUUUUAUAUUAUGUUGUCAAUCAGUUGCGACCGGAACUAGAAGCACGAAACAUUUACAUAAUAUUUUUAUAUUGUUACUAUUCACAAUUACGAAUACAAGAGUUUUCAAAAACGUUUACUCCUAUAUGUAUUUGCUAUAUGUAUUUUCCAGAAUUAUAUUUGUAAAUUUUAGUUAUAUACACAUAGAAUUUAUUAUAUGCAUAAAUGGAAGCUAUUUGUACAACACCGAUAUCCAGAAAUAAAAAGGCGUAAACUGACGAGUCCCUACUUACGUAAAAUUUACAAGUGUAGUAUCGGCCUGUAACGUACCCAAAAAACCGGCCAGUGAAUGUAUGGAGCUACCGUCCAGUAUAUACUUUUAAUAUAACUGAAUCGUUGUUAAAAAUAUAUCUACUUAAUUUACCGUAUACACGAAGAAUUUGAUAAUACCCACAGUAUUGUCAUAGCGAUAGAAUUAAGUAAAGUUAUGGAGGAGUAAAUUACUAGUAAUUAUUAUGUACUUCUUUUAAUUGCUUAAUUCGUAAGUCUAUUCCUUACGGGAUAGCGCCUCUUAGUUUUUAUAACACUGAGGCUAUACUCGUAAUAAUUUACUCCUCUCAAUAAAAGCUACAUAAGACAGCCAACCGGAAUUGUCGGUCAUAAUGUAAUUAUGCAUGUAUUGGGUCUCGCAUUGAACAAAAUGAAGAUGAGUAGCUGGUUUUACACACACAUUUCAAAAAAACGUAUGGAUUUCUUAAUUUAAAAUGACACUGGCGGUUUUAUGUUACAACUAGUUAUUGUGUGCGUGAAAUCGUCUAUAGCGCCACGGAACUAUGUGAUGCUAUAAUUUCGUCACUUUGACAUCACUCGAAUGCCUGUUAACUCAAAUUGACCCAAGCAUAGUUGGGUAAUUAACAUUGCAUGGUUGACGCCGUUGAUGAGAAAAAAAGAUAGUUCAUCUUUCCCGACAGUCCAAUUUGCCCGGUUUUCCCUUGAUCUUUAAAUAUCGAUCUUUUACGCCUUAUUUUGGCAGUUGAAGUGUGUUUAACACUUAUUGUGACAUUAAUUUACUAUCAAUAUGUAAAUAUCGUGUACAUAAGUAUAUGUAGUAUUUAUAGGUGAUAUAAUUGGGACUAUGUGUUUUAUUAUUGGUAAGGACUGAAGAGUAGAUUUAUCCAUUCAUAGUUUUAGUACUGUAAAGAACAGAAUCCUAAUAAUUUAUAAGAUUUCCGGUAGUUAUAAGUCAGGCAAAUAGUUAUACAGGGUGGAAAAGUCCUGGGACGGGAAUAUUUUAAAUGCUUAAGAAAUAAUAAUAGUUUUAUUCAUUUUGAAAAGGCAUUUAGGGUGAUUCUCUAUCGUCGAAUUUAUUUCUUUAUCAUUCAUGUAUUUCCACCUUGUAUCCAACUAUUUUAUUUUAUUAGUGUAUGGUUAUUGUGACAUUUUACGGUUUAUAUGGUCACUUUUCACAAAAGUAUCUUAAGAUGGAUGCUUUCUGGUCAAUUACAUAGUAGAGUAUCUGAUUUUUCACAUUAUUUACCUACUAAAUGUUUUUAUGUUAUUACUGUCUUAUUUUGUUAAUCACUAACUUAUUUGCACCAACACUAAAAAGGCGCGAAAACCAAAUUUCCAAGUUUGACGCCUUUUCUUAUUUGUCAAAAUAGUUGACAACACUAAAUAUCUAAAAAUCUACAAUAAAAAAUUAAAAUAAUUCUCCGGUUCUAUAAUAAGAUAAAGUUAAAGCUUUUUGACAUUGUGUUCGCUCUUUAUUUGUAGCGUUUGCCGCCUAAGUGUAAGGCCUGAGUGGACGCUCGAGUUAAGCGUGCAGCGGGGCGGGGCGUGCAGCGUCCAUGUUAAACAAAUGCAAACGUAUAGGAGCGGCCUUAGUGCACGCUGCUCAAAUCACUUGUGAGCCCGACGCCACGCUGCACGCCCCGUCGAACGCUCUGCUUCUAGCGUCCACUCAGGCCUUACACUAACCCGGUUAUCUUAUCACAUUGGCGAGCGAGGGUGACAGCGCUACUUACAUGCAUACCGCUGUCUCGCACGUACACUGAAGCGGCGUGCAGUUUCGCCCCCAAUGUGAACUACCGCCUAACGGCCCGAUUAGAAUAAUGCUUAUAAGAAGUCACUUUCUUAAAGAAAUGUCACUUUUGACACUGACAGAUUGGUAUCGUACCGCUGUGACUUCUUAUAAGCAUUGUUCGAAUCGGGCCGUAACACUGACUUACAUCCACUGACAAAUGUAUGAGAAUUGGUGACCGUGCACACAUUGUUGGGUCGCUUUGGGUCCCAAUUUAACAUUUUUCAGUAAAGUUUUCAUUUGAAGACACCAGAGACAUGGAAUUGGAAUAUUCUCUUAUUUAAGAUAUUUAAUGACUACUCAAUCCGGCCAAAUAAAUACAUUGGCGUCACAAAUAUUGUGAUAUUUUUCCUAAUAUAAAAAAAUGUCCUUUGUCCAAUUCGUCAGUCCAUUAGGGUUUUAAAAACUAAUUUUACGCUAACAUUAAUACCUAAAAGCCAAAGUUUCUAGUAGCGCUUUCCUUUAUGGAGUAUUUUGUAAAAAAAAAAUCGUCCGAUAGAUCGAACGUAUUCGUCCUAAAAUUAAAUUUUAAUCUUCUUACCUGUAAAUUUAACUAGUAUAGUAAUCGUAGCAUGUAAUUCAAUUUUAAGCGAAAGUCCAUCACAGUAGAUUAUGUAAUUUAAUUUAAAUUAUAAGUGUAAGUUAGUUUUAAGUGUUUCGGAUAGGACAGCGACAUCUAUUUAAGAGAGAACAUAACAUUUUGUACAUUACCUGUAUUCCGUAGCUAAUCGAGACUUUCUUCUCAUUAUGUUAAAUAGUUCCUCUGUACCCAUUCUUUCAUUCAUUCACUCACUGUAUUAUAGUACAUUAUUGUCGAGGCUCGGAAGUCGGAAGUAGCUACUUGCUUUCGUUUUAAUUUAAACGGACGACCUUGGGAGUCCGUUUAAUUGAAUCCGAAGCCAGCAAGUAGCCUUCCUGCCGAGUCAUAAAUAGUGCUUUUCUCAAAAAUGGCGCAAUAAAUACAAAUAUAAUAUAAAUAUUUUACAGAAGCAACGUUUUUACGUAUAUAUUUUCACAGAAAAAAGUAAAAACAAUUGAUAAGAUUUGCUUUGCCGCCUUUUUAUUUUUUUUAAUUGAAAAACGAAGUGUAUUUUUCUGCCGAAAAUACGCCAACCUGUUUGAGACAGCUAAAUGGUCGCAGUACCAACAUUAUAAUAAUAAGUACUGAUCAUCUGUUUGGCUGUUUAAUGGACCUAUGCCUUCAUUUGAUAUGGCCACUUCAACUUUUAAAAAGUUUGGAACUCGACAAAUAAUGGAAUUUGUAUGCAACAUUGCAGUCCCGAAAUCGAGACUGCAAUGUUUUUAACUUUUUAAUUUUUUGACUAACCAUAAACUACGCACUUCGCGACCUAAUUUUUAACCGGCAACGUCUACUUUGCCGUCCAUUUUUGAGAAAAAUAAGUAUGAGCAAGCGAAUACAAGUGUGACAGGCCAAUUCUGAUUUUAGUUAUUAGAUUUGUUUCCAAUAUGAUACUGAUCUGUCAAGAGUGACAUUUUUUCAACCAAAAACGUCACUUUUGACACUGCCAGAUCAGAUUGGAUACACAUCUAAUAUGUAACUAAAACUAGAAUUGACUUUAGAGUCUCUUUCUAAAGCUCGGUCCAGACUACGCGGCGCGAAGCCGCGAACGCGAGUGUGGAGGGAGCUUAACAUAAGUUGCUGUUAUACUCUGACCAACGAGUCGUGUCUCCAAUUUUUUUAAUUAUUUAUAUGGCAACAUUUUUGCCUAUCAAAUGAGCUGUUAGAUUCAAGUUGUCUUUUCAUAGUAAUUUUAUCGCCAAGAACGUCUUAUUUUUGAUUUAACGUAUUUUUUGUGACACGAUUCUUGCCAGUCUAGAACAAGAUUAGAGUCGGACCAAGCUAACUCUGCAUACCUAAGCGUUUUGCAGUCACAGAAUGUGAAAGUGCCACAGCCAAUGUUACACGUCACGUCAAAUUCCUAUGAAAAUAUGACGGUUAUAGUGUAUCUCACUUUGUUCGUCAGUCUGUGCAGAGGUAGCUAAAACGCUUCACACUUACUUAAUUCAGUAAAACUGAUUCAGUAGCUAUACAUUAGACGUACUACGUAUAGCUGCAUAUCUGUCGUCAGUUACUGAAUUAAGCAAGGUGUGUGAAGCACUUUAGACUGACUCUACCGCCAUGACACGUUACAAUCGUUUUUAAUCAUUUAAAAAAUGGCCUCCAAAACUGUGCGAAAUAGCGGAGCGGUGCGUGGCCCCGUUCCCAUUGGUGCGCACGUUUCUAUUAGCGUUCUCAUUGGUGGAUUGUUUCAAGGCACCGCUCUGACAUCUCGCUUAACUAGUGCAGGGGUCAUCAAAUGGCGGACCGCGGCCUGGAUCCGGACCGCCGACCGUUUUUGUGCUGUACAUUUGCUUAUUUAAUAAACUCAAGUAGAAACGGUCCGCGAUGGUAAUUUUAUUUUAAAAACCGGACCCUGAAGAAACUAAUUGGUGACCCCUGCUCUAAUGGACAGCACUGGUACCUAUCCCUAAUAUCCCUAUAGGUGCAUAGUUCAGAGGGUCUACCGUGAACAUUUUAAUUUCUUUAUUUGCCUCUAUAACUCGAGUACUCAUGAAAGUUGGAUAACGAAAUCUCGAUUUUCGAUGUAACUUUCAUAACGCGAUGGAAUCAAUUACAGUGUACCUAGACCUAGACGAAUUUAAUUCGUAACUGUAUACAUUUUUCUUCCAUCCAUAAUUUUGUUAUGUAGCCUAACCAGUUGGCCGUGAUAAAACGAGAAAAAAAUAACAUAAGAUGGUCACGGUGCAUUCCACGAGAAUGUCCCUUACGAAACGCCGUUCUUCUAAUAGUUCUGAAAAGGCUGAGAAAAUGAUAUUGGGUCUGGUAAUAUUUCAUGACUUUGCUAACAAAUUGGCAGUAUAUUCUCGAGUUUUACGGAUUUGAUUGAAUUAGCUGCCAUACAAGGCAAAAGCAUUUCGUAAUGGUCAUUCUCGUGGAAUGAUAUUGGGUCUGGUAAUAUUUCAUGACUUUGCUAACAAAUUGGCAGUAUAUUCUCGAGUUUUACGGAUUUGAUUGAAUUAGCUGCCAUACAAGGCAAAAGCAUUUCGUAAUGGUCAUUCUCGUGGAAUGCCCCUACGCGCUUAUCGUCUGUCAACGUAGUUGUCACUUUCUUAACACAGACUACACAAACACCGCAAUUAUGAAGCGUAUACAUACAAAGAGCACGAGGUCACCACAUACAGGCAUUGAACUAUUCUUACUAGUUUUUGAGAAAAGGGCCCCUGGAGCCCGUUUCUCAAAAGCUUGUAACUUGUAAUACAAGUGGAAGUCUCUUUUUAACAAAAGCUGUCAAAAGGCCUCUGGGGCCCGUUCAUCAAAAGCUUGUAGGUAGCUUGUAAUACAAGUGGAAGUCUCUUUUUAACAAAAGCUGUCAAAAGGCCUCUGGGGCCCGUUCAUCAAAAGCUUGUAGGUAGCUUGUAAUACAAGUGGAAGUCUCUUUUUAACAAAAGCUGUCAAAAGGCCUCUGGGGCCCGUUCAUCAAAAGCUUGUAGGUAGCUUGUAAUACAAGUGGAAGUCCCUUUUUGACUUCAAGCUUUUGAGAAACGGGCCCCAGGUCGCAAUUGUGGGCGCAACUUUGUAGGGAGCGUGCAUAAACUGUAGGGGGCAGCACAGGAGACGUCAGAUUUUUGGUGCGAGGCGUAAAUGUGUAGUUUAUGCUUCCAUAGUAGCCCACAAGAUGGCAGCACUUGCUUUGGCGUGAAGUCUUAAUGUACAUGUUUAUGGUUCCGAUUCAGGCCACAAGAUGGCAGACACUCCAACGCGCACGGUCCCUAUAAUCCGUCGCACUCCCAUACUGUACGGUAGCGCUUAUGUGUGGUGACCUCGAUUGUCUUAUGUUCUCCGCCUAUAAUAUUAUAGCAGUUGAGAAUGGUAUCAAGUGAAACUAUAUCCGUAGAGCGUGACAGCGAUAAGAGUUAGAAAGAGAUUGCUGACUUUCUAGUGAUGUUGCUGCCUGGCUACACUAUACAGCAGUGCUGCCAUCUCGACGAGAACAUUCAUCAACAUUUCAUCGGUUGACCACAAGAAUUCAGUAGAGUUUUAGUUGUCAAUCGAUGAUAGUGUUUACAUUGUAUCAUACUUUCUUUUUUAAAUAAAUAGCAUAGCCAAUCUGAUAUUAUUGCUAAGUAUGUAGCAUAAUUUAUAGGGUAAAUGUGACCAGCAUCGUACCUAUCUCAAGUAACCAACAAGUCUAGUUGUACGAAGUUUCAUUCUGGUAAAUUCUGGUAUUAGGUACAAAGAAUGUGAAAAUUAUAUUUAAAAUGUUUUCUCUUAUUCAAUAAAACGAUUUUUUCGUUU
Molecule: messenger RNA, 12408 nt
Organism: Cydia strobilella
Lineage: Eukaryota; Metazoa; Arthropoda; Insecta; Lepidoptera; Tortricidae
Gene: dsx
Product: protein doublesex
Exons: 5
Coding region: 54-863 (269 amino acids)
Biological process (GO): regulation of transcription by RNA polymerase II; sex differentiation
Cellular component (GO): nucleus
Molecular function (GO): DNA-binding transcription factor activity, RNA polymerase II-specific; RNA polymerase II cis-regulatory region sequence-specific DNA binding
Source: RefSeq, a predicted model, not a curated record